CCCAGCCCCGGGGAGGCCUCCGGCCGCGGGGCGGGCGCCGCUUUCCGCGGGGUCCGGGCGCGGAGGCGGCCCGGGGAGGAGCUGGGCCGCACGGGAAGUGACGGGAGGCGCUGACGGAAAACUGGCGCUUGCAGCCCCGAAAGGGCAGGUGGCGGAGGGAGCCGUGGUGCCCGGCCCCGGCCGGGGGAGCGCAGCAGCGGGCGGCCGCCAGAUGAUAAGCUGCUCUUUUUGCAUGACUAUGGUAUUCAAGAGAUCUGAGCUGUGUCAGGAAACUCAUUGCUGAAGUACACUUGAAAAACUACAGAUCCAUUUGCUGUUAUUAAGCCAAGGAAUAAAUGGGACAUGUGAACUGUGUAAUUGCUUCCCAGCUGUACUGUGAAGCAGCACCCUCCGUAGACAUGAGGCACACCUCCUAUCUCCGAGCACCCAUCAGCAUGAACGCAAACAGGCGACACGUAAGCUUGGCGGCUGUGCGCUGAGCAGGUGGUGCUGCAAAAGUGCUCCUACUAGCAGUAGUGCCUCCAAUUAGCCCUAACUACUCCUUUAGCAGUUUGGGGUGUCUCCUGAAUCCUCACUAUGUCUGAUGGGGACUAUGAUUACCUCAUCAAAUUUCUAGCGCUUGGUGAUUCUGGCGUAGGAAAGACCAGCCUUCUUUACCAGUACACAGAUGGCAAAUUUAAUUCCAAAUUUAUCACAACGGUGGGCAUUGACUUUCGGGAAAAGAGAGUGGUCUAUAGACCCAAUGGGCCAGAUGGCGUUAGUGGCAGAGGGCAGAGGAUACAUCUUCAGCUCUGGGAUACUGCAGGGCAGGAAAGGUUUCGUAGCCUGACAACAGCUUUCUUCAGAGAUGCAAUGGGGUUUCUUCUACUCUUUGAUCUGACAAAUGAGCAAAGCUUCCUCAACGUCAGAAACUGGAUAAGUCAGCUACAAAUGCAUGCAUAUUGUGAAAACCCUGACAUUGUAUUAUGUGGAAACAAGAGCGAUCUGGAAGACCAAAGAAUGGUGAAAGAAGAAGAGGCAAAGGAACUUGCAGAAAAAUAUGGAAUACCAUAUUUUGAAACCAGUGCAGCUAAUGGGAGUAACGUAAGCAAAGCCAUCGAUACUCUGCUCGACCUCAUCAUGAAGCGCAUGGAACGGUGUGUGGAUAAAUCCUGGAUCCCAGAAGGGGUAGUGCGCUCCAAUGGGCACAGCUCUACAGAACAGCUGAACGAGGAGCAAGAAAAAGGCAAAUGUGGCUGUUAACUCAGUUACAACAAUUGAAUUUAAUAUGUAUGCUAAGGUAUAGUACAGUUGCAGCUUAACUGUUUAACCUGUGGACCAAUAGCAUCAUAUAGUUAUAUUAUGAAGCUGUAUUAAUUCUUGGUGUUUCCUUUUGAAUAACAUUGGACAUUGCUUGGAAGGUAUGCAGUUUAUUAGUGGAUAAGACAGAGGUUUAUCAGUUUGGUGUAACACUGGAUACUCCCUGAAAUCUCUUCUUUGGAGGGAAGAGAAGGAGGGAAGUUUUCAUCACCAAACUUAGAAAAAUUUCUCUCUAUGGGCAAUAGUAAAGGGUAGGCAUCUGAAUUGGAUUCUCAGUUGCCAUUUGAAGGCUCCACUGAAUACACAGACUAAGCAUUUAGAUUAGAUACUGUGACUGCUCCUCUAAGUCUCUACUAACAGUAAGUUUACCAACAGGGCUCUUGAUUUUUGAACAGAACAGUUCUUGAUUCUAUUUGAACAGAAACGUUUCAUCAUUUUGUCAAUAAGUAACAAUGGUAAAUAGCAAAUCCUGCAUUUUCCACAGAAGCAUGCAAAUAGUUUUUUUUUGUUCUUGCAAACCAUCAGCUUCUAGUGGUGAAAGCUAAAAGAGAACUAUUCUGUAUGGAAUAAAAAACUGUCUAGAGAAGCACAGCGGGUGCACAUUUAAAGCAAUUUGGGUAUGUCAUGAAAUUGAACAUUUAAACUACAACUGUACUAUAUAAAAUAUAUCCAACAUGUGUAUGAGACCUCCUGGCAUCAUCUGAAUUUCUAGAAUAUGCAUAUGCAUAUAUUUAUAUGUAAAUGGCAUAAGUGUACAUCUGUUGUUAUGUUUCUUUUAUAUUACCACUCAUGUUCUAACAGGAAUGUAGGGCAACCUAGAUGUCAGCAAAAUUUCGUCAGAGCUAGUGCUUUGUGCUGAAUUUGUUUUACCAAACACAAAUUUGGAAUGUUUCUUCAAGUUUGGAUUGAGAAUUGAAUCAUGAUUGUCUUCUGUGAGACGUAGCUGUCUAAGAUACCAGUUCUGUCUAAAUCAGUAUUUCUAUAAAUUCAUAGUGCUCAUUUUCUUGGUUAUCAUAUAUGACUUGUUCUUUUCCUUUAGGUUGUGUUUAAUAGAGUUGCUUCCCCCCCCCCCUUUUUUUUCUUUUAGAUCACAUGAAUGUCUAUUUCGGUUUCAGUGGAUGGUGUUACUCCUUGAUCGUUUUUAUUUAUUCUUAUGACAGCAUAAGGAACAAUCAGUAUUUUUUUUUUCCAGACUGAUUUGAGAUGUGCCUACCAAACUGUUUUCUACCCUGGCAGAGUCUAAAGUAUUGCCAAUUAAAAUCAUAACAUGCCAAACUGAGUCUUUUUACAGACUUUCCAUAACUGUUUGUUUACAAAACUCCAAAGCUAUUACUUCUUUAGAAAUUAUGUAUUUAUUUAUUUAAAUAUUCUGUCUGGCUGGCUACUGCAAGUUCAGGCAAACAUUGACAUCAGUUGUCAACAUGAAUUGCAACAUAACAAAUUUUUUUGAAGGACCAAAAAUGUUUACUAGAAUAGGAGUUAAUUAUGAAAUUGUAUCUUUGAUGUAGCCUCUGGUUAUAUUAGAAAUACAAAAAUAAGUGUUAAAACUUGGUUCUUAAAAUAUUUUAAAAGUAAUGUAUUUUUCUUUAACAAACACAACAUGUAAAUAUUAGAUUUUUAUCAGAACAUACACAGAAUAUUUGAAAGUGCAAUAUAAUUUGACUGCUAAGAUAGAGGUUAAAACAAUUUAUAUUGAAUAAAUAUAGUUUUUCUACUAUACAAUACCAAGAAUCUAAAAUGCCUGUGGACCGGAAUUACUGUAGUUUAACUCAGAGUGCCUUUUGAAGUUACCAUCAUGUUUCUGACCAGUGGAGUAUUAAACUCUACUGUGGGACACAACACAUUUCAAUGUACUUCAGUGUCUGAAUUUCUUUUAAACUAACUCUUUGCUUUUCAGAGAGUUGCAAUGGAACUUUGGCAUACAGUAACUUUAACAGGAGUUCUUGUGUUUACAGCUCCAUCCAGUUCCUGAAAACAGUAAGGAUUAUUGCAGCCAACUACUGAGCUAAGUGACUACUGAAAAGGUGUAAAAAAUAUUUCCUUUUGGAUACCUACAUUUAAAUUGGAUAUUAAAUACUGAAACUGUCAUAUUUUUGUCCUGCAUAUUAUAUGUAACUAUUUACUGUAUAAAGAGAGUCUACAUAAAAUUGCUUUGAUGUAAAGCCAUAAAUCUUGUGGUACA
Molecule: messenger RNA, 3481 nt
Organism: Dromaius novaehollandiae (emu)
Lineage: Eukaryota; Metazoa; Chordata; Aves; Casuariiformes; Dromaiidae
Gene: RAB27A
Product: RAB27A, member RAS oncogene family
Exons: 8
Coding region: 577-1242 (221 amino acids)
Biological process (GO): protein localization to plasma membrane; cilium assembly; regulation of exocytosis
Cellular component (GO): plasma membrane; endosome; synaptic vesicle
Molecular function (GO): GTP binding; GTPase activity
Source: RefSeq, a predicted model, not a curated record